AUGGCUUCCUCCAUGGCAUUGAGGCGUUUGGCCUCUGGAUCUUCGUUCGCGCGGUCUACACAAAGCCAGUUCCGGGCUUUCUCGUCAACGAGACUUAACGCCCGCGUGAUCGCAAACCGUCCUCUCCGAGCCAAAGAGGCUUCUCCUUUCGUGAGCAACAAGUAUCCCGUCAUUGACCACGAAUACGAUGCCCUCGUUGUCGGUGCCGGUGGCGCCGGUCUCCGUGCUGCUUUCGGUUUGGCCGAGGCCGGGUUCAACACAGCCUGUAUCUCUAAGCUUUUCCCCACGAGAAGUCAUACCGUCGCCGCUCAGGGUGGUAUCAAUGCCGCCCUAGGAAACAUGCACGAGGACGAUUGGCGAUGGCACAUGUAUGAUACCGUCAAGGGUUCUGACUGGCUCGGUGACCAAGACGCCAUCCACUACAUGACACGUGAGGCUCCCGCCUCCAUUAUCGAGCUUGAGCACUACGGUUGUCCCUUCUCCCGAACCGAGGAUGGCAAGAUCUACCAACGUGCUUUCGGUGGUCAGUCCCAGAAGUUUGGCAAGGGUGGUCAGGCCUACCGAUGCUGUGCUGCCGCUGACCGAACCGGCCAUGCUCUUCUUCACACUCUCUACGGCCAAUCGCUUGCCCACAACACCAACUACUUCAUCGAGUACUUCGCCCUCGACCUGAUCAUGCAGGAUGGUGAAUGCCGUGGUGUCCUGGCCUACAACCAGGAAGACGGUACUCUCCACCGAUUCCUGGCUAACCACACCGUCCUCGCCACCGGUGGUUACGGCCGAGCCUACUUCAGCUGCACUUCUGCCCACACCUGUACCGGUGACGGUAUGGCCAUGGUUGCCCGUGCUGGUCUUCCUAACCAGGAUCUUGAAUUCGUCCAGUUCCACCCCACUGGUAUCUACGGUGCUGGUUGCCUGAUCACCGAGGGUGCUCGUGGUGAGGGUGGUUAUCUCCUCAACUCUGAGGGUGAGCGUUUCAUGGAACGUUACGCCCCUACCGCCAAGGAUCUCGCUUCCCGUGACGUCGUUUCCCGAUCCAUGACCAUGGAGAUCCGUGACGGCCGUGGUGUUGGUGCCGAGAAGGAUCACAUCUUCCUCCAGCUCAGCCACUUGCCCGCUGAGAUUUUGGCUGAGCGUCUGCCUGGUAUCUCUGAGACUGCUGGUAUUUUCGCUGGUGUCGAUGUCCGCAAGCAGCCUAUCCCUGUCCUGCCCACUGUCCACUACAACAUGGGUGGUAUCCCUACUCGCUACACUGGUGAGGUCCUCACUGUUGACGAGAAGGGCGAGGACAAGGUUGUCCCUGGUCUGUUCGCCUGCGGAGAGGCUGCUUGCGUGUCUGUCCACGGUGCUAACCGUCUGGGUGCCAACUCUCUUCUGGAUCUCGUCGUCUUCGGUCGUGCUGUCUCUCACACCAUUCGCGAUAACUUCAACCCUGGCGACAAGCUGAAGCCUCUUGCUGCUGAUGCUGGUGCCGACCACAUCGAGGUCCUCGACAAGGUCCGCACUUCAGAUGGUCCUCGAUCCACUGCCGAGGUCCGUCUGGCGAUGCAGAAGGCCAUGCAGACUGAGGUCAGCGUUUUCCGAACCCAGGAGAGCUUGGACGAGGGUGUCCGCAAGAUGACUGAGAUCGAUGCCCUCUUCCCCGAGGUUGGUAUCAAGGACCGCAGCAUGAUCUGGAACACUGAUCUGGUUGAGACUCUCGAGCUCCGCAACCUGCUGACCUGCGCUACCCAAACCGCUACUUCCGCUGCCAACCGCAAGGAGUCCCGUGGUGCCCACGCCCGUGAGGAUUACCCCGACCGUGACGACGAGAACUGGAUGAAGCACACUCUGUCCUGGCAGAAGCAGCCCCACGGCAAGGUUGACCUCUCCUACCGCCGUGUCAUCUCCACCACCCUGGACGAGAACGAGUGCGCGCCCGUGCCUCCCUUCAAACGUGUAUACUAA
Clonostachys rhizophaga is the source of this 1947-nucleotide messenger RNA. The record is from the annotation of a GenBank genome assembly. Lineage: Eukaryota; Fungi; Ascomycota; Sordariomycetes; Hypocreales; Bionectriaceae.